GAGACCCUGCUGAAGAAGGGACGCAUCCUGUAGACAUGAUCCGCGGUCUGGUGCGACUCCUGGCGCUUCCUCCGCCCGCUGUGCGCUGCAAAUCCACUGCCAAUCUGGACUACUCCCGCUUUCCCACGCUCCAGGAGUCCGAGAUCGAGGAGACCUUCAUGCGCGGCAGUGGUCCCGGUGGCCAGGCGGUGAACAAGACCUCCAAUUGCGUGUUCCUGCGCCAUCUGCCCACCAACAUCACCAUCAAGUGUCACACCCAUCGAUUGGCUUCUAAAAACCGGGUGGAAGCGCGAAAACUCCUGCUCGAGAAACUGGACAUCCAUCUUAAUGGGGAGCAUUCAAUUGCGGCGCAAAUCAAGGCCCAGGAGCAGAGAAAGUCCACAGAGCGGCGGCGACGUCAGGGAAAACUGCAGGAAAUGAAGAAAAGCUGGCAGGACAGAGAGCGCACAGAUGGAGGAAACGAAUCCACAGAUAAAUAGCUAAUGUACAAUCUCUUAAACAUAUAUUUUAGUAUGGGUAGAGGCUACCAACUGGAAAAAUUUCCAAAACCAUU
Molecule: messenger RNA, 553 nt
Organism: Drosophila subpulchrella
Lineage: Eukaryota; Metazoa; Arthropoda; Insecta; Diptera; Drosophilidae
Product: probable peptide chain release factor C12orf65 homolog, mitochondrial
Exons: 1
Coding region: 36-479 (147 amino acids)
Biological process (GO): translational termination
Cellular component (GO): mitochondrion
Molecular function (GO): translation release factor activity
Source: RefSeq, a predicted model, not a curated record